UUUUUUUUUUUUUUUGAUUCAAAAUGCCUAGCAUCAAGUGGCUCCUCACUGUGGCUAGCUGCCUAGGACCGGUUCUUGCAGCUCCCACAGCCACUACCCAGAUGAACAAGCGGGCUUCCGCUAACGAUGCUGCCUUUGGCUUUGCCAGUCUGAACGGAGGCACCACCGGUGGUGGAUCAGGCGGCACGACCACCACCGUUUCCUCAUACGCCCAAUUCACUGCCGCCGUGGCCAACGACGAGCCCAAGGUCGUGGUUGUUGGCGGACCCAUCACGCAGGCCGCAAAGGCCGUCAAGGUCGGCAGCAACACGAGUAUCCUGGGCAAGGACUCCAAGGCCGUUCUCACGGGGUUCGGACUUCUGGUCAAGAAGAAGAAGAACGUGAUCAUCCGGAACCUGGGCGUGAAGAAGGUACUGGCGGCGAAUGGAGACGCCAUUGCGGUGCAGGAAUCUACCAAUGUGUGGAUUGAUCACUGCGAUGUCUCGUCUGACCGCGACCACGACAAGGAUUACUACGACGGGUUACUAGACGUCACCCACGCAGCCGACUACGUGACCAUCUCCAACACCCUCAUCCACGACCACUGGAAAGCGUCGCUGGUCGGCCACUCCGACAAAAACGGCGCCCAAGACACCGGCCACCUCCACAUCACCUACGCCAACAACCACUGGGCCAACGUGAACUCGCGCGGGCCCUCGAUCCGCUUCGGCACGGCCCACAUCUACAACAACUACUUCGAGAACGUGAACCACGGCGUCAACACCCGCGACGGGGCCCAGGUGCUCGUGGAAUCGAACCAGUUCGUGGGCGCGACGAAGCCGCUCUACUCCACCGACAAGGGCUACGCGGUUGCGAAAGACAACGACUUUGGCAAGGGGGGGGGGAACCAGGCUCUGGCGGGGACGUUGACCGGCGUCGAGUAUAAAUAUAGCCUGGUUGGAUCGGGGAAGGUCAAGGCGGCGGUUGUUGGGACUGCUGGACAGACUCUUACUUUCUAGAUCGCUUUUAGGUCGCCAUUCAUUACUGGCCUUUUUUGAGGGAGCCUCUUGAGUUUCCUAUUCUUCCUUUCUCAAUUAGCUAGGAUGAGAAUCUUGAUAUAUAUAUAUAUAUAUUCGUGUAUUGCUGGGUAU
Molecule: messenger RNA, 1130 nt
Organism: Aspergillus ochraceoroseus IBT 24754
Lineage: Eukaryota; Fungi; Ascomycota; Eurotiomycetes; Eurotiales; Aspergillaceae
Product: pectate lyase family protein
Exons: 3
Coding region: 24-998 (324 amino acids)
Molecular function (GO): pectate lyase activity
Source: RefSeq, a predicted model, not a curated record